Molecule: messenger RNA, 1308 nt
Organism: Glycine soja
Lineage: Eukaryota; Viridiplantae; Streptophyta; Magnoliopsida; Fabales; Fabaceae
Exons: 9
Coding region: 10-1308 (432 amino acids)
Biological process (GO): GTP biosynthetic process; CTP biosynthetic process; UTP biosynthetic process
Molecular function (GO): nucleoside diphosphate kinase activity
Source: RefSeq, a predicted model, not a curated record
AGUGGUUGCAUGUGUAGCCGCGUAGCCGGCGAAUGUGUUCGUCACCUGUGGAUCACGGGGGUGGGGCUCUGUGAGAGGCUUCAAACCAUUGGAGAAGAACUCUCCAUUUAUGCAAAAAAUUUGGGCAUCAACUUGGAGUUCUCGGUGGUGGAGAAGAAUUUGGAAAAUCUGAAACCAGAGGACAUAAAAGUGAGGGAAAAAGAGGUUCUUGUGGUGAAUAGCAUUCUACAGCUGCAUUGCAUGGUGAAGGAAAGCGGUGGGGCUUUGAAUUUGGUGCUGCAAAUGAUUCACGGGCUAGGAAUUUUGGUUGUUCUUAUCCGUAGUUUUCUCUCACAGCCGCAGACAGAGAUGGAAGCUGUGUGUGGAAGUUUUUGGGUCACAUCCUUUCUUCCACGCUCACCCAAGUCUACUCUCCCUCUAUUUCGCUCUACUCAUCAACACCUAACAGCAUUUCCUUCACAAUCCCAUCUUUUCUUAUAUCACCCUCCUCCCUAUGCCAAUGCUAAAACCCUCCGCGCCAGAACCUCCUUCAAACCCGCCAUUUUCCUUCCCCACUUAAUUGCUUCUUUGGAACAAGUUGACCAGACUUACAUAAUGGUCAAGCCCGACGGCGUGCAACGUGGCCUCGUGGGAGAAAUUAUUUCUAGGUUUGAGAAGAAGGGGUUUAAGUUAACCGGCUUGAAGCUCUUCGAGUGCUCAAAGGAAUUAGUUGAGGAGCAUUACAAGGAUCUAAAACAAAAGUUAUUCUUCCCCAAGCUAAUUGACUAUAUUACUUCAGGUCCUGUUAUGUGUAUGGCUUGGGAGGGUGUUGGGGUAGUCGCAUCGGCCCGUAAACUUAUAGGUGCUACAUAUCCUCUUCAAGCUGAACCAGGCACAAUAAGAGGAGACCUUGCUGUUCAGACACGAAGGAAUGUUGUUCAUGGCAGUGACAAUCCUGAGAAUGGCAAGCAUGAAAUAGGUAAGGCCUCUUAUGCUAUCCUGAGAACUUGCCAAUGGAACCCCACCUCUUGGGCAGACUAUAUUGUGAAGAAAGUGACUGUGAAUACUUCUCCUGAAGUGGGUGCCGACAAUUUAUGUGAAGUUUUGAUGAUUGAUGAUAAAGACAAUAGUUUUUCAACGCCGUCAUUCCGGAUUAGAUAUGCAAGGCAGGAUGUAAUUCUUGCUAUCAUGAUCUCAUUUUAUGUAUCUUAUGGCAGAUACGAGGGAAAAUCUUCUGCUGUUAUCUUGAACUUUGAGCUCUUUCACACUCCAACACUUGAAAUGCGGUUAGUUAAUGAUGCUCUUUCUCCUCUUCUGUUCAUUAACUGA